UACUUGUACGCUACAUUUAUCUGUCCCUCCAAGAUGGCGGCCAAACGGUGCGUUCAGACGUUUUAGAAACAAAGAAAUAUAGUGCUUAAUAUGAAGAUGUUUUUGUUGGCUGGAUUUAUGUCUGUUGGUCUGCUACUUACUGGCGGCGAUGCGAACCCCCCGCAAGUUAAACUCUACCGACGGCGCGGGGAUAGUGUUAUACUGCCAUGCCGCCUGGCUUCCGGCUUGGACCCCGACACGGUCUUGGUCCGCUGGAAAUCAUCAAAAGACUCUUACCUCACUUCCGGUGUACGUGUACUCAAAUACACGAACCAGAUUGAGGUCGUCAAGACAUCCAAAAUUGAAUGGAAUCUUCUGAUUAAGUGGGUCACGGACACAUUCGCGGCGAAUUACACGUGCAUGUCAGAUAAAGAAGUGGUGCUGUCCAACGUACAGCUUCUGAUCUUGGUCGCUCCGAAAAUCGACAUUGGCGGUACAAGCUCACCGGAAGUGAACGUCGAUGAAGGCGGCACAGUGGAACUUACGUGCGCAUUUACUGGCGAACCCGUACCGAACAUAACGUGGUUUAGGGGUGACGACAAACAGCCUACCGGCAUCACGGGGAGCAAACUUGUUCUGCCUGACGUCAAGCGUUACGCUACCGACGUCUACACGUGUCGUGGAGAGAAUUCUGUUAGUAACGAGGAUCAUCAGAUCAAUCUUAUCGUGAGGUUUCCUGUCGAGGUAGACGUUAUGGAAAAUACCGUUUACGUCAAGAGGGGAGGUAUAUUUACGUUAGCGUGUAUCGCGCAAGGGGCUCCGUUAUACGAAACAUACUGGAUUGACGUUCAUGGUAACAAAGUGAUGUCUACAACAUGGAAAUAUGACUUUAACAUGGAAUCGGCAGGUGCACAUAUACCGGCUAAGUUCGUCACCUUGGCUUCUCGCACGGGUGCCUUGACCGUUUUCGACUUUGGACCGUACACGUGCGAAGCGAAGGGAGAUGGGCGCGUUGCCAAAGCAACUGUGAAUGUCGUUGAACUUAAGGAACUCAACUAAUUUAACGCCAACGGAUCGUAUGUCCCUGAUGCGAAUUACGACAAAAUAAAUCGAAAAUCAUAACGCUUUCGAAAUAAGCAGAACUAUGAUUGGGACUUGCGAAAUGUAUUGCCUUAAUGUGUAAAUAUAUUUUAAAGAUGCACUCUUACUCCCAAAUGAUAUUUACCUAAAUUAAUACAAUUGUUUUAAUAUUUGAAAAAGGAUGAAUACAUGUCGAAAACAAAGGUUCUUAUGAAGGAUACUGAGUUUAAGUUGAAAGAAAUGCACAUAAAACACGGUAUUUCUACCUCAUGAGACUAUAGUGGACCACAGUAAAUCUUUUAACAUUCAACAAUCAUUUAAUAUUUUUGCGUUUUCUGCUAUUAAAUACACGGUUACAAUCUUGUUAUCAGUAAUUAAUAUUUUCCAUAAGUGCAUUAUUUAGUAAGUAGUAAAAGGUUUAUCAGUCAAAAUUGAUGUGUGUUAUACAUGUGUAUGUAUAUAUUGAUUUUGAAUAAGAGUGUCACUUUAAAAGCAUGUAACCAGUAUUGGCGUAAAUGUUAAAUUUGGAUGCCUUGUGAUCCAAUAUAUGUUUGGUAUCAAUAGAAAAGGCUUUGCUUGCUAAUUACUCAUAAAUUUGGGAAAUAGAAGAACAUACAUUAAUACUAAAGUUAAUGCAGUUUGACUUUUUCUUCUUUAUUUUAACAGAAAUCUGAUGUAAAUUGUUGAUGAUUUGAAUUGAUAAAAUGAGUAUAUAAUUCUUAACCUAUUUAAGACACUAGACACCAGAUGGUCCCUAUAUCAGCAAAUACAGUAUUUUCUCAAAACAAGCCUAGAAUUGUCAAUACUAGUGUUAUGCUGUAAAAUUUCGAGUACUUUUGUGUAAUGAAGUUUUACGAAAUGUCAUUAAUACUUUUCAUGUUUCAUAAUUUUAGAAUAUUUUGUCUGUUAGAAACACAUUCCUGGUGCUUAAAGUGAAUUUUGAUAAUAGCCAAAUGGUUUCAUGACAUUUAUUACUCUAUUCAAACAUAGUUGUCAAACUUUAUAUUAUAGUAUACACAGCGUAUAGCAUUUUUAUUAUCAAUUAGUCUGUGAAAUUAUUUUUCUUGACAACCUAUCACUACGUCUAAAGAUUGUUGCGAAACUUUAGAUUGUAAUAUAAACAGAAUGCCCGGCUUAACUGAUAAUUGAGAUUAAGUCAGACAAUGACAUUUUUAGGGCCCAGCCCCUAGUGUCCCCUGCGUCUGGAUUAAUUGUCUCAAUUUCAUUGGCCAUGUAUUGGCAUGACUUUUUGUAACAUGUCCUUUGUCAUUGGAUGAUGAUAGUUUUGGCAAUUCUCUAAAAAGUUGUGUCUUUCCUCGCUCGAGUCACUUUUACUGUUGACUUCGAAGUGUUUCAUCUCAUAAUAAAACGAGGAAAUAGACACAUUUCUUGAUCCUUUUUAGGUAAGAAUUUUGCUUAUUUGUGUAAGGUUGUUCUAUCUUUUUUAAUGAUUAACAGUUGUAUUUGAGACUUAAAUGUUUCCGUUUUAGAAACAUGCUAUAAAGUUAUUUCAAUGAUAUUGUAUUAAGUAUUUAAAGAUAAUUUAGAAUGGAAAAUCAGUCUUGAUAUGUUUAUAAAUGUAUUCAUACAUUCCUUAUAAUUAUCAUGUACUGACUAUGUAUAACUGAUUUAUGUAAGAAGCAUAUUAUUGUCUAUGGCUUAUACACCCAAGUCACAUCUAAGCACUGUACACUUUUCGGUCAUUCUUUUGGCUCCAUUGUUAGCUUUUCGUUAGAUAGUUAACUUAGUCGUUCUAUGAUCAGGAAGCGAUUGAGAAAAAAGCAGAAAUUUGUCAGUGAAAAAGUUUUAAGCUUAUCUGAUUCUUUUAAGACAGCAAAAGAUGUUGACAUGUAUGUAUAUUGCUUCUUUGUAUACUUUUGAAACCAACGAACUCAGAAAUUGAUGUGAGACUUUGCAAUGCAUUGUUGGUUCAUCUAAUUGCUAAUUGUCAAUCAAGAUUAAUUUGUAAUUUAAGAGAAACUUAUUAUUUGACAAUAUUGAAAUCAUUAUUAUUCUGUAUUAUGAAAUGUUGUUAAUACUUAUGAUACAUGUAUAUGUACUGCACUUUUACUGUUGACUUCGAAGUGUUUCAUCUCAUAAUAAAACGAGGAAAUAGA
This is a messenger RNA of Mya arenaria, 3176 nucleotides long. Its product is annotated as hemicentin-2-like. Gene Ontology annotation, biological process: cell-cell adhesion. NCBI's taxonomy places the organism in Eukaryota, Metazoa, Mollusca, Bivalvia, Myida, Myidae. The record is from RefSeq and is a predicted model, not a curated record. Bases 91 to 1038 code for a protein of 315 amino acids. The transcript has 2 exons. Gene Ontology annotation, cellular component: cell-cell junction. Gene Ontology annotation, molecular function: cell adhesion molecule binding.